GAUUUAAAGCUCAUUGUGCUGCUCCAGCAGCUGCAUCUCCUCCUGUGAUUGGCUAAUUCUUUUCUCGUCCACUCCCUUUCUUCCCCAGGCACAGCAGCAGCAUCAGAUGAUGUCAUCACCUUCACCUGUGCAGGUGCACACUCCUCAGUCGAUGCCCCCGCCUCCCCAGCCGUCGCCUCAACCCCCCAACUCCCAGCCCAACUCAGUCAGCUCUGGUCCCACUCCAUCUCCGGGGGGUUUUCAGCCCAGCCCCUCCCCUCAGCCCUCACAGAGUCCCGCCACCGCCAGGACCCCCCAGAACUACGGAGUCCCGUCUCCUGGACCGCUCAAUACUCCAGGUGAGUACUGGAAGAAGUAUUAA
Molecule: messenger RNA, 361 nt
Organism: Etheostoma cragini (Arkansas darter)
Lineage: Eukaryota; Metazoa; Chordata; Actinopteri; Perciformes; Percidae
Product: mediator of RNA polymerase II transcription subunit 15-like
Exons: 2
Coding region: 107-361 (84 amino acids)
Source: RefSeq, a predicted model, not a curated record